GUGUGUGUGUGUGUGUGUGUGUGUGUGUGUGUGUGUGUCCAGGUCAUAAUGACUACAUGUGUCCGGCCACCAACCAGUGCACCAUAGACAGGAACCGCAGGAAGAGCUGCCAAGCCUGCCGCCUCAGGAGGUGCUAUGAAGUAGGAAUGAUGAAGGGAGUUCAGAACUGUUGUUUUCUCCCAGGCUUCCGUAAAGAGCGCGGCCGGCGCGUGAUGAGGCGUGAGAAGCGUCCCGUUGGAGACGUUGGGGUGUACGGCGCGGCGCUGCAGAGGCCAGCGCCCCCUGUGAGCGCGGGGGAGGUACUGCAGCUGCUGCUGGCGGCGGAGCCACCCGUGCCCCUCUCCCGGCAGACGCUGAACACACACACACUCACACACACACACACACAGACGCCCGUGCGCCCGUACACCGAGCUCAGCAUGAUGACCCUCCUCACCAGCAUGGCCGACGCAGAGCUGGUGCACAUGAUCGCCUGGGCCAAGAAGAUCCCAGGGUUCCAGGACCUCUCGCUCCACGACCAGGUGCAUCUUCUGGAGAGUUCCUGGUUGGAGGUUCUCAUGAUCGGGCUCAUCUGGAGAUCUCUGCACUGCCCAGGGAAACUCAUCUUCGCCCAGGACCUCAUCCUCGACAGGACUGAAGGGAACUGCGUGGAGGGGAUGGCGGAGAUCUUUGACAUGCUCCUGGCCACCGUGGCUCGCUUCCGAGCCCUCCAGCUCAGACCCCAGGAGUUCGUGUGUCUCAAAGCAAUCGUUCUGCUCAACUCAGGUGCCUUCCCCUUCUCUUCAAGCUCAGUGGAGCCCCUGCGAGACAGCUACAGCGUGCAGCGCAUGCUAGACAACAUCACCAACGCCUUCAUCCACUGCGUCAGCCAAUCAGGCGCGUCCAUGCAUCUGCAGUCGCGCCGGCAGGCCCAACUGUUGCUUCUGCUCUCCCACAUCAGGCACAUGAGGUAGGAAGGGCAAGGGGUGUGUGUGUGUGU
Molecule: messenger RNA, 979 nt
Organism: Clupea harengus (Atlantic herring)
Lineage: Eukaryota; Metazoa; Chordata; Actinopteri; Clupeiformes; Clupeidae
Product: estrogen receptor-like
Exons: 5
Coding region: 57-953 (298 amino acids)
Biological process (GO): regulation of DNA-templated transcription
Molecular function (GO): sequence-specific DNA binding; zinc ion binding; DNA-binding transcription factor activity
Source: RefSeq, a predicted model, not a curated record